ACAGCCCGCACCACCAACACCUCCUCAGCUCCUCUACUGCGCCGGCCAGAGGCACCUAUCACCACCGCAGCCUGUUACUCUUUCUGACGUACUCGCUCAGUCCGAACGUACUGUAGUAGAGCGUUUUUCGCGCCAUUUUCAUCAUGGCUUCAGACGAGCUAGUGUGGGCCGUAAUCGGUGGUGAUUUUUGUUCCUUCAAGUUGAAGACGACGAAAGACCAAACCUUCUGUCGCAACGAGCACAAUGUCUCUGGAUUUUGUAGUAAACAGGCCUGCCCACUCGCCAAUUCACGUUACGCCACCAUCCGCUCAGAUCCCGCGACUGGUUCUCUCUAUCUCUACAUCAAGGCCAUCGAACGCUCGCACCUUCCCUCCAAGUGGUGGGAGCGCAUAAAGCUACCGAGCAACUACUCCAAGGCGCUUGAGCUCGUCGACGAGCACCUGGCAUACUUCCCCAAGUUUCUCAUACACAAGAACAAGCAGCGCUUGACGAGACUUACCCAAGUCAACAUCCGCAUCCGCAAAUUGGCAAAGGAAGAGGAGCGAUUGGGCGAGAGGCUCGUGCCUCGACUGGCGCCCAAGGUGCGGCGGCGAGAGGAUGGACGAGAGAGGAAGGCAUUGGCUGCCGCCAAGGUCGAGCGAGCAAUUGAGCGCGUACUUAUCGAGCGCCUCCGCUCCGGCGCAUAUGGAGAUCGCCCCCUCAACGUCGAGCCCAAUGUAUGGAAGAAGGUCCUACGAGGCUUGGAGAAAGAAGGCCAGGUUGAGCGAGAUGAGGAUCUCGACAGUGGCAUCGAGGACGAGGAGGACGAGGUCGAGUAUGAGAAUGAGAUGGAGAACGGUGUCGGCGAGGUCGAGUAUGUUAGCGACAUCGAGGGUGAGACAGAUGACGAGAUGGAGGACUUUCAGGAUUGGGUUGGCGGUCAGAGUCCAGAUGAAGCUUCAGGUGACGAGGAUGAGAGCGACAGUGCCAGUGGUAGCGAGGAGGAGGAGGAGGACGAGUCCGAAGACGAGGAGACAAAAGCGCUCAAGAAGACUCUCGCGAAUCUCAAGCGCAAACGCCCCGCUGGGCCGCCGCCCAAGCCGAAGAAGAAGUCCGCGAAGGACUCCAAAGGUCCGAAGCGCGAGAUCGAGUACGAAAUUGAGAGAGAGCCCACUGCGAGAGAGGCUAUGCGCAUUUAAUACCGUCAAUAACGUUGUUAAGGCAUUGGUGUUCAUCAUUGGGAAGGCGUUCCAGCGCUUUAGAAUGACGGUUAUGGAAAAGUUUGUCAGGACUCAAAUUUAACAGAUCUACCUCGAGCUGUCUAGUGUGCUCUGUCUGUAGCCUCCGCGCCCAACACGAAGUUUCAACCAUUCACUUGUGCAAGCAUUGUGAGAAAUUUCACUCGAUGCACAGUGUGAGCUCCGCGUGGACUUAAUUUGCAUUUUUUUUUCCCUGUAGAACUUAGAAGAUUAUUAUAGCGCUAGGUCAACUAAGCAAAAUGUCAGAUCGAAUCGCCAUGUCCACGUCCUCCGCAUCAACUUCUUCGGUCACUGAGCACCACAGCGAAGCC
Molecule: messenger RNA, 1549 nt
Organism: Cucurbitaria berberidis CBS 394.84
Lineage: Eukaryota; Fungi; Ascomycota; Dothideomycetes; Pleosporales; Cucurbitariaceae
Product: Mak16 protein
Exons: 2
Coding region: 144-1178 (344 amino acids)
Biological process (GO): maturation of 5.8S rRNA; maturation of LSU-rRNA
Cellular component (GO): nucleolus; preribosome, large subunit precursor
Source: RefSeq, a predicted model, not a curated record